UUUCAUGUGCGAAGCCUUUAAUGCUCAAUGCACACAGCACGUGUCAACGCGUUAUGCGUGGCGAGGUAGCCAAUCAUUCUUUUGCUUUCUUAUUUCUUUCCAUAAAAGCAAAAAAAUGAUUGGCUAUCCGCCAUGCGUAACGCGUUGACGCGUCCUGUGUGCAUUGAGCCUUAAGAGUUUGCAUAGCAUAUGUUCUGUGAGAGUUUGUCGGCAGCAUUAACUGGCAUUAACUUUUCUUUAGUUUCAAUUCACGUGAGAUUAAAGUAACACAAGGCUGAAAAAUGUCUAGCGUGGAUUGGGAAGAGGUUAAGCGGCUGGCUGCUGAUUUUCAAAAAGCACAACUCAGUUCGUCUUUACAAAGACUCUCUGAGCGAAACUGUAUAGAGAUUAUAACAACAUUGGUAGAAAACAAGUUACUGGAUAUUAUAUUUACCAAUGAUGGUAAAGAAUACGUUACACCUCAGCAUCUUGGAAAGGAAAUCAAAGACGAGUUGUACAUUCACGGUGGGAAAAUCAGUUUGGUCGACCUGGCACAAAUUCUCAAUGUCAAUCUAUCACAAGUGACUAAAGUAGUAACAGAGAUCGAGAAGCACAACAAAGGAUUGAAAGUAAUAUUGGGACAGCUUAUUGACAAGAGUUACAUUAGUAAAAUUGCGGAAGAGAUAAACGAUAAACUCAUACAACACGGCUGUAUUAACGUGGCUGAAUUAACGCUCACAUACAAUCUACCAGCUGAUUUUCUACAAUCAGUUGUCGAGAAAGAACUUGGGAAGAAUAUACACGCCAUCCAAGACUCUCAAGAUCUCAAAGUUUUUUAUACCGAGAGUUUUAUUAGUAGAAAUAAAGCAAAAAUUAAAGGCGCCUUGUUUGCUGUCACGAAACCUACGCCAUUAUCUGCAAUAUUGGGACAGUGUAGCGUACCAGAAAGAAUAUUUUUAUCAAUUCUGGACAGUUUACAAGAAGUAAAACAGGUGCCAGGAAUCAUAACUGGGAAACAGACUGGAAAUGGCAUUUAUAUACCUACUAUAUAUUCCAAAAGUCAAAACGAGUGGGUUGAAAAUUUUUACAAGCAGAACGGAUACUUGGAAUAUGACACUCUUACAAGACUUGGAAUAUUGGACCCAUCAAACUUUAUAAAACGUCAUUUUCCGAACGAAAACAUAGUUUUCCUAAAGUCAGUGGCUGUAGGAACAGUGAUAAUAGAUCAAGUUGACGCCAAUAUCGAAGAAGUAGUUGCGACCGGAUCUUUUGUUGAUCUGUACCCCCUUUUACCAUCUGUAUUCAGCGAUGAAGAUGCAGAACUUCUUCUCAAAUUAGCUACAAAAAAGACAAGAGCCAAUGUGCAUAUAUUCGCAAAGACAGUUGUAGUCUCCGAGGCGUUUUUACAGAUUUUAACUAAAUCCCUUGAAGCGGUAACGGAGCAGAAAACUCGAGACAUGGUACUUAGCGGAAAGUGGAUUCAAUCUAUCACUGAAAAUAAAUUGAAAUUCAAAUCUGUAGAUUCCAUUAUCGAAAAUAAAGUGAAUAAAAAGGAAGAACGAAGAAAAAAAGCGAAUGUUGGUAAAGCGGGCGGCGGUAGUCAGGGCAGAGAAACUAAAACAAAAUCUACAAAAAAGAAAUACCUUCAGGGAAAGAUACAAGAAAAUGACUCUGACGAAAACGAAUCGAGGCAGGCGACCGGAAAAGGUGAGUUUACCUUGAUAUCUGUGGAUGAAAUAAAGGCGGAAAUUAUGAAGAAUGAGAACGUAUCCGUUAUCGACGAAUUGGCGGAUCAAUUAGCAUAUUAUUUUCAACCGAAAUUGAAUAAGUUCGCAUUAUCAUUGGCGGAGCAAUUGGCGCAGUCCAAUAGAACCACAAAUCUGAGUGAAAUUGGCGAACGAUUGAACGUUUUAAUAACGAACAUUCGAAUGUUUGACAAAGGUAUUAAACAUCUAGACAAAGCGAAUCAAUCCUCGCUGAUUAAAUACCUGCUGAAGUCUCUAGGUCUCGAUUUUGUAACGAGUAUAUUUAAAUUGGCCGCUCAACAGAAUAUGCUGCAAGUAUCAGAAAAUCUCACGAUGGAAGCGAGGCAAAGACUACUACUUGAAUUACCCGCGGACGUUAAAGAGCCGUUAAAUGCUGUCCACAAGACGAUGGUAGGAGAUUCGGUAGAGGAUUUUUUGAACUGCGUCGACGGAGCAAUGGCGGCCUGUUGUCUGGUCUUAAAGAAGCAUGAUAAGAAGAAAGAACGAUCACAAGUGCAUGCUCACAGAGAGGCUUUAUUGGAUGAGCUAAAUGCUACGCAAGACCCCGCGUUGAUGCUGCACCUAGUUACAAGUGUGCUUUUUACCGCUGUCACGCAGAAUGCCUUGCAUAUGUCCGGUAGACAUGUAACAACCGUUCUUGCGUUUCUUCAACAGCAGCUGGAACCCAAUACAGUGUCGACUCUUUCCAAAUACCACGAUUUAGUACUCAAUUUACUAAGCGCUCCUGAUGAAAGUAUAAAACUGGAAGCAUCUAAGGCCUUGGAAGAAGGAUUAGUGGACAUAAAAAAUAUUGCGAACAAUUUUAAGCAACAUGUGAAAAUGGACAAAUCUUGAGAGGAAUUAUAAAAAUGGCUGCAUAAUAUGAUAUAAUAUAAUUUAGACCCAUUUUACGCAAACUUUAUAUAAUAUUAUAUAUAAUUAUAUAUAAACAUUAUAUAAUAUUAUAUUAUACACACACACACGCACACACACACACACACACACACACACACACAGGGUGUAUCUUAAAAAGCGCCCACUAAUUAUAUAGUGUUAUUCCUUGCUAAAAAUCUUGAGAAAAGUCUUGAACCACGCUUAAUAAAGCAGUAAUUAUUGAGUAAAGCUAAUCCAAUCAGCACCAUCCUUUAGAUAGACAUACGUUGAUAAACCGCGCGCCUGAUAAUAUACGUGACCGCUCGCCGCUAUGUUGCUAGUUAUUUCUGCAACUUCGCACUGCCAAUACCGUACAAUAUUCUUACGCGUCGUAAUGAUGCGAAAAAUUUUAUUUUACAUUAAAAAUUAUACUUUUUCCGUUAAAAGCAUCUUCUUACGGAAAAUUUCGACAAGGAAUAGUACUCUCAUCAAAACAUAUAAAAUUGUACGUAAUGUUCACAUAAAAUACUAUAACUUUUUUUGUUUACAAAUUAUUUCAAAAUUGUUCUUUAUAAAAUCGAAACUCUGUGCGUCUUUUUAUAUGGAAUAGACAUUAUCUUUUGCUCGUUCUUUCUUAUUUAAAUUAUAUUUAUAAUGGGAACAGGUGUUCCUAUAUAAGUGGCCAUCCUCUUUUGCUUUUAGAUACACCCUCUACAGUACAUUGUAAAAAAUAUCGAAUAUAUGUUAACAAUUUCAAAAAAUUUAUUUAUGUUUUAUUGAUAUGUAAGGUGAGGCGUGUAACUUGAGACAUCCAAAUGUUUUGAGAAAUGGCAUCCUACAAUAAACUUGUUUUCAGAAUCAAA
Molecule: messenger RNA, 3460 nt
Organism: Solenopsis invicta (red fire ant)
Lineage: Eukaryota; Metazoa; Arthropoda; Insecta; Hymenoptera; Formicidae
Gene: Ufl1
Product: E3 UFM1-protein ligase 1 homolog
Exons: 5
Coding region: 282-2579 (765 amino acids)
Biological process (GO): response to endoplasmic reticulum stress; regulation of proteasomal ubiquitin-dependent protein catabolic process; protein K69-linked ufmylation
Cellular component (GO): endoplasmic reticulum membrane
Molecular function (GO): UFM1 ligase activity
Source: RefSeq, a predicted model, not a curated record